ACCCCCCCUUAUGUUUUUGUUGGGGGAGAAGUUGUGGGUAGCGGAUCUUGUGAAUGUAGCGUGUGCGUGGUUUUUAACCCCUUCGCCGUUAGGGAAUUAUAUAUUUUUCUUUGGGGGAUAUAAACUAAGGCGAUAUGUUCGUGAUAUAAGUAGAUGUUCAUCUUUUUUUAUUAGUUCUGGCCAGGGCAAACUCACUGCUGGCUAGUGUUGUAAGAGCACUUCUCCUCACCCCCCUUCUCCCGUUAGCAUAGCUAGUGUUAGCUAACUAGCUACCUUUCUCUUCCAUAGUUUGUGUGGUACAGCUGAAAAAAAAGUUGCUGGUGAAAUGGCGGAAACCAAAAUAAUAUACCACAUCGACGAGGAGGAGACGCCGUAUUUGGUGAAGAUUCAGAUUCCUGCCGAAAAUAUCACUUUGUUGGAUUUUAAACAGGUCUUGAACAAGCCCAACUACAAAUUCUUCUUUAAGUCUAUGGACCAGGACUUCGGGGUGGUGAAGGAAGAGAUCUCAGACGACAGUGCCAAGCUCCCCUGCUUCAACGGACGAGUGGUGUCAUGGUUGGUUUCAUCAGACACGCCAGGAGCAGCAGAGCCAGUACCACCAGUCCUUCCUCCGCCCCCAGCAGAAGUCCGGCCCCCGCCAUCACCCCCUCCUCCUCUCCCACCCCCACCUGUCGAGAGGACCGGGGGCAUCGGUGACUCCAGACCCCCAUCGUUCCAUCCCAAUGCAGCAGGCAGUGUGGAGAACCUGGAUGACCAGACAGAAACCGAGUCUGUGGUGUCCUUCAGGAGAGAGAGACCCAGACACAGGGAGGCCAUGGAGCAACAUGGGCCUAGGAUGAACGGCCAGAGCCGCAUGGAGCGCCACCUAGCGGGCUAUGAGAGCGCUACCACGGUGAUGAGCAGCGAGCUGGACACCACCAGUUUCUGUGACUCUGAGGACGACGACACCAUGAGCCGGUUCAGCAGCUCCACAGAGCAGAGCACGGCGUCCAGGCUGCUCAAACGCCACCGCAGGCGCAAGAAACAGCGCCCGCCCAGGCUAGAAAGGGCGUCGUCGUUCAGCAGUGUGACGGACUCCACCAUGUCUCUAAACAUCAUCACCGUCACGCUCAACAUGGAGAAGUAUAACUUCCUAGGCAUCAGCAUCGUGGGCCAGAGUAACGAGAGAGGGGAUGGGGGCAUCUAUAUCGGUUCCAUCAUGAAGGGAGGGGCGGUGGCUGCCGACGGACGCAUCGAACCCGGGGACAUGCUGCUGCAGGUGAACGACAUCAACUUUGAGAACAUGAGCAACGACGACGCGGUGCGCGUGCUGAGGGAGAUCGUGCACAAACCCGGGCCCAUCAUCCUGACAGUGGCUAAGUGCUGGGACCCGUCACCUCAGGGCUACUUCACCCUCCCCCGCAAUGAGCCGAUCCCGGCCCAUAGACCCAGCAGCAUGGGUCCAGCCAUUUCGGUUCUUGAUGACUUCAAACCUGCCUGCACCCUUGACUAUGCGUCGUGGCUGGCUAAGCCAUGGCCCUCCCCAGAGUCUGGCCUGGAGGUGUGUGUAUCUCCAGGUUCUGAUGUGGUGGAGUGGCUGUACCACCACAUCGAGGGCUUCCAGGACCGCCGCGAGGCCAGGAAGUACGCCAGCAACCUGCUGAAGGCCGGCUUCAUCCGCCACACGGUCAACAAGAUCACCUUCUCAGAACAGUGUUACUACAUCUUCGGAGACUUCAGCGACUGUGAGAACUACAUGGCCAACCUGUCCCUGAUUGACAACGACGGCUCCAGCGGGGCCUCCGACCAGGACACCCUGGCCCCCUUGCCCCUCCCGGGGGCCACACCUUGGCCCCUGCUACACUCCUUCCCUUCCUUCCAGUACCCCCACCCCCACCCCUACUCCAGCCAGCCCCCACCCUACCACGAGCUGUCCAGCUACAGCUUCGCCCCAGGCAGCACGGGCACAGCCAGUCAGCACAGUGAAGGGAGCCGGAGCAGUGGGUCAACGCGGAGCGAGGGGGGUGAGAGGCGACGAGGCAGUAAGGGUGGUCAAGGCAGUACGGCGGGAGGAGGAGGAGAAAAGUCCCCCUCUGGAGGAGGGGAAGGGGGGGACUCUCGCUCGGGCAGCGGCAGCGAAUCAGAAUACUCGGUCCGCAGCAGCCUGAGGCGGGGCCACGGUUCGGCCACGCCUAGCGAGCACAGCCACUCCUCCCAGCGCUCGCAUCAUCAUCAUCACCGCAUGCCACCGCCCCCCCACAUGUCGCCCUAUCCCCCGGGGAUGCCCAUGCCCUACAACCCUAUGAUGGUGAUGAUGGUGCCCCAGCACCCACACCCACACAUGGGACCCCCAAACAUGGGACACCCCCACCAGUACCCCCAGCAGCACCCCUCGGUCCCCAUGCACCCGGGCAUGGGCCCCUCUGUGCCUGGAGGACCACCCGGGGCCCCCCCAACCCGUGACCUGGGCUCUGUUCCCCCCGAGCUUACGGCCUCGCGCCAGUCCUUCCACCUAGCCAUGGGCAACCCCAGCGAGUUCUUUGUGGAUGUCAUGUAGUCUGAAGACGUGUGUGUGAAGUGAGUGACUAUUGAUGUGAGGUUUAGGAGUUUCACUCUUUGGGGACUGAAUAUUCUAGUCUAUGCUGGUAAUUAACUUGUGGUCUGAUUAGGACCUAGUAGAUUGGUGUCACUCAUUUCUUGUCUGGUAAGAACAGGGUUCAACAGUGAGUCAGGAAUUUUGGCACAGUAUCAUAAAAGACAUGAAAUGCAUCACGUCUGGUUUCCCUUUUCUGAAUAUACUGGCAUACUGUAUCUUGACUUGCAACUCCAAAACAUGCUGCCUGACUCUCCAUGUCAGAAAAGCAACUCUUCUCGUUUCAUUUCAAACGUGUGUGUAUUGGUUUAGUUCUGCUUCUGAAAUCACCGAUUUCAAAAUCAAAUUCUAUUGGUCACAUACACAUAUUUCGCAGAUGUUAUUGCGGUUGUAGUGAAACGCUUGUGUUCCUAGCUCCAACAUUUAGUUAAUAGCGUUUGGCUGACUGGGUGGGCGUGAGUAACUGUGGUGGUCGUUCAUUGAAACGACUGAAGUAACGAACUGGCCAAAUGAGCUGUCGCCAAGUGUACUGAGAGGACUCGGACAGUAGAGGGCGCCACUUCCUCUUUUAUAUUGGGGGAGGUGAAAUUGAUCAUGUUUCCAAAUUUACUUGAGUGUUGAUAAUGGCAUUUGUGGCUGUAUCACGUGACUCAUAAGUGCCUUAUUUUCAGCCAUUAGCCUCCUAAAAGACAUUUAUGAAAUGUAUUAUGUCUCAUCAAGCCUAUUUUUUUUUCUUCAUGAAUUUGUGUGCCAACUAGUUUUUAUUGUAUUAUUUUUGCCUUUGUAUAUAUCUAUAAUAACUUCCAUGUAAAUGCAAUAGUAUAGAAUAGUGAACUUGUGAAGCUAUAGGUCAAACAAUGACAGACAAACUUCUGUCUGGCAAUCAGAGGAUAAAGACCUCAAAAUGACAAGAAUGGGUAACAUGUACUGUGACCAUGUCUAGGACUAUGUGGUAUAAGAAAUGGUACUUCAGGCUGACGAAGGCACACCAAAAACUGUACUUUUGGGAUUGAAUCAUGAGUUCUCACUUCAAAUAACUGUGAUUCCCCCUCAUCCUCUUGCCUCAUAUUUUGUAUGUUAAUGACACGCGAAAGCAUCCAUUUUGUACGAAGGAAUAUAUCGAAGAUGACAACGAUGUAUAACCGAACCAUAAAGGUGCUAAAUGAAGUAGUGUCACCUUGGUGUCCUUCUUGUUUGAUUAUUGUCACUUUUUGUUUCUGUAUUUUAGAAUAAAUUUGUAAUAGACUGAAA
This is a messenger RNA of Salvelinus sp. IW2-2015, 3823 nucleotides long. The record is from RefSeq and is a predicted model, not a curated record. Lineage: Eukaryota; Metazoa; Chordata; Actinopteri; Salmoniformes; Salmonidae.